AUGACGCGCACUCGAAAGCAAAGGAUUGCAUACCUGUACCGCAUGAUCAAUCAAAACUUUGAACAACUAUCAACCUUACUCAAUCAAAAAGAAGAAGAAGAGCCAGCGCCAGAGGAAAAGGAAAAGAAAAAGAAAGAUCCACGAAAACCCAAAAAGCCUGUUUGCGGCUAUGCCUUUUUCACCCAAGCAGAGAUGGAAGCCGCCAAGGAAGAGUUGGGGGUGAAUCCCAGGAUGAGUUCAGUGAUCACAUUAUGCGCAAAGAAAUGGAAAACGUUGACUCCAAAACAAAAGGAGCCUUAUGAAAAAAUGGCCCGUGAAAGCAAGGAGGAAUACUACAAGAAACUCAAGAUAUACAACCAAAUCAUCAGGGAAGAAAAACGACAACCUGUUUCGGGUGAAUCUUCCAAAAGUGUGAACCAGGAGAACAACAAGAAGGAGGAAGCCAAUAAGAAGGUGGCAACUACAACCAAACAUGUGUCUUUCAAGGAUGAUCAAAACAUGGAAAAUGACAGUGACAAGGAAAUCGAAGAGGCGAGCGAGGAGUAUUGA
Messenger RNA from Lichtheimia ornata, 549 nucleotides. RefSeq lists its product as uncharacterized. The record is from RefSeq and is a predicted model, not a curated record. NCBI's taxonomy places the organism in Eukaryota, Fungi, Mucoromycota, Mucoromycetes, Mucorales, Lichtheimiaceae. Bases 1 to 549 code for a protein of 182 amino acids. The transcript has 3 exons.